Messenger RNA from Ambispora gerdemannii, 870 nucleotides. NCBI's taxonomy places the organism in Eukaryota, Fungi, Glomeromycota, Glomeromycetes, Archaeosporales, Ambisporaceae. The record is from the annotation of a GenBank genome assembly.
AUGCCGCCAUCAGCUUACACAAACUUUCCAACAAACACAACUGCUUCAAGUAUCGCUGCUGUCGCGCUGAACGCUGAAAGCAAUAACAUGGGAAACACCAAAAUACCGAAUACCAAACGGGGAGUUGAUAAUUCAUUGAGAUAUCAGGUAGUGGACGAGAUUUGUCAAGAAACGAAUUUAUACAAUAUUCUCGGCAUUGAGAGAACUGCCACUGCAGAGGAACUACGGAAGGCUUAUAUCACGCGAUCACGGAUUUGCCAUCCAGAUAAAUUCCCUGGAUAUCCAAAAGCAACAGAAGCAUUCCAAAAACUUUCAUAUGCAUACGAAACUCUAAAUAAACCAUCUAGUCGGCGUGCAUAUGAUGUGUCAGGAUCAAGUGACCUUGGUAGUGCAAGCGGUAUGGGUGAUGAAACGUUACAUGGUGUUCUAUAUCAGUUAUUUUUGGAAUUCAUGGAUGGCGACUUCGAAAUGAUACGCGCCUUAGUCAAUGCACUCAACGAGGGAAAUCCGAGUUUGGAUCUUGGAGAUGACGCGAUCGAAAACCUAGAGCAUGCCUUCCGAAGAAUGAGAGAACUUCUUUUGGCCGGCCAAAAAUAUAUCAAAAUUGUGCAAUUCGAGCUCAUGCGAGUUUAUGAUCUCCAACAAGAACUUCGAUCGCUAUCAUAUUUCGAUGUAUUUGGACGACUACGACUGACCCUUCAACUAGCGCGUCUAACGCUAAGUAUCCCAAUGCUUAUCGAUCAAGCGAUGAAGCACGAGUUUGCAGUCAAUGGCGGUAAAGGCAAAUACCGAGGUCUACUGGGUGACGGGAUGGCCAAGGUGCUCGCCGGUUUAGUAACGUUAUUGGAACGAGGAGAGAAAUUUGUAUAA